Trypanosoma grayi is the source of this 1419-nucleotide messenger RNA. RefSeq lists its product as hypothetical. The coding region runs from base 1 to 1419 and encodes 472 amino acids. Lineage: Eukaryota; Euglenozoa; Kinetoplastea; Trypanosomatida; Trypanosomatidae. The record is from RefSeq and is a predicted model, not a curated record. Gene Ontology annotation, molecular function: protein binding. The transcript has a single exon.
AUGCGGGUCGUUGUGCCAUUGAUGGUGCGUCGGAGCCGGGUGUCAGCGGCCGUCGUGCGCCGCUGCUCGUGUUGUGCAUUGUGCAGCUCCAGCGUAUCUUCAUCACUGCAGCAGCAGCAGUCGUUCCGUCGCACAAGGCGUACAAACUACGCGGAUCGUGAGCGCGUACUUUCCUCGGGUGUGCUCAACGCCACAAGUACUGCGUCAGCCGGGGCGGGUCCCAGUGCGACCACUACAACUGUUGAGGCUGCUCCUGCUGUUCACACGGAGCGCCCAGCGCCCUCGCGACUCGACGAGGCGGCGCUGCGCAAGUCUGCACUUGUCCUCAAUGCGCUGGCGACGCCGGUGAUGGGCCGGCUGGUGUAUGGCUGCCUCAGCGCUAUGGCAUACGUGCGCUACGGCGUUGGGCGCGUGUCGUUCUACACGCGGCACAGCAAUGCGCCCCCACUGCCUGCUGCCGCCACCGUGACAGACGGCCGAGAGACGUCCACGGCGCUGCGGCAGCUCAUUGAGAUGGGCGCCUACGGUCAAGCAGCGGCGGCAACAGCGGCGGCAGAGCGAGGCGGCACGACCAGCAGCGGGAGCAACAGUGCCGGGGAAACGCCGCUCUUCCGCGGCCUGCUGCACGGUGUGACGCUGGACUGCGUGCGCGUUGGGCUGAGCAAGAUUCACAGCCGUGGCCUCGUGGCGUCGCGCGACAUUCCGCGAGGCACGCGCAUCAUCACGGAGCCGCAGCGCAGCUUCAUGGACGCGGCGAACUUUGUCCCGCUGCUCGCUGACACCCACACGCGCCUCCCCGACACGUGGCACUACACGCAGCCCUCCGGCGUGCUGCUGGAGCUCGUCACGCAGCCGCAGCCACAUCAUCUCAUGAACCACAGCUGUGACCCCAACGUGUGCGCCGGACUCUCGCGCGACUUCUGGCCCGCCGCCGCUGCUGCUGCUGCUGCUGGCAGCCGCGAACUGCUCGACCGCAUCGAGCACUUCCCGCACUUCGACGACCCCAACAGUUUCUUCACCACCCGCGACGUGCAGGCGGGGGAGGAGCUGACGCUCAGCUACGCUCACCGUGUGGCACCGCUCUUCCACGGCGAGGACCCGCUGCAGAAGUUCUUCGUGGUGUGCCGCUGCGGCUCCGGCGUGUGCCGCCACUUCGUCUACCGCCCGCCCGAGGCUGUCGCGCGCCACCUCGCCACACGCCCGAAGUGUAGCGACGCCAUAGAGGAGCUGGCGCAGCUGCUGCGGCUGGGCUUUGACGACGAGACGGUGAUGCUGUCGCUGCUGUCGUCGCGGGCGCCGCUGCUCGCGUACAUGCGCGCUCACCUUGCCGCGUCCCGUCGCACCACAACGAAGGGCGAGCUGCUGAUGUGCUACAGGCACGUGUUCAAGCUGCUCAACGAGGCGGCGCCGAGAGCGUGA